AUGGUCCCUGAAAAAGAAAUAUUGCACGGUUUUGUACCAAACAUUACACAUUAUGGUACGUCGGACUACACAGUGGGAGUUACAGGUGCAUACCAUCCCGCAUCUACGCCCGAGUUGUUACCAACAACUCCACACAAAGUGGUAUGUGGUAGCUGGAGUAGUACUGCUGGAAUAUGGGGAGAUGUGAAGCAAGAUGUUAUACCAGCAGCACGCUGCUGGUAG
Messenger RNA from Debaryomyces tyrocola, 222 nucleotides. The record is from the annotation of a GenBank genome assembly. NCBI's taxonomy places the organism in Eukaryota, Fungi, Ascomycota, Pichiomycetes, Serinales, Debaryomycetaceae.